Molecule: messenger RNA, 1941 nt
Organism: Plasmopara halstedii
Lineage: Eukaryota; Oomycota; Peronosporomycetes; Peronosporales; Peronosporaceae
Exons: 3
Coding region: 1-1941 (646 amino acids)
Source: RefSeq, a predicted model, not a curated record
AUGUCUGUAUCAUUAAAUGACGCAAAGUCGAAUACAAAUCAUGCGUACAAGACAUUAGAAGAAUCACAAGAUAAGAAGAAUGAAAGAUUGGAGAUUAAAGACACAAGUCUACAACAUUUUAAGUCACAAAAAGAAACUGAGGAAGAUGCGAAUCAGAAAGAUGAGAAUCAAGAAAAGAAAAAAAAACAUGAAGUUGCAUCAUCUGAGACCAUAUGUGAAAACUCGGAAGAAGCAUCUGAGAAUCAGAUGAAAAUGAAUGAUACCGAGAACGAUGAGAUGCAACAAGUUGAUGGAAAUGAUGCAACAGAAGUACCACCAGCAAAAGAUACGCAAUUGCGACGAAAUUAUUUGCAACGAAUUUAUCGUCAAUUGCAAAGUACACAUCCAACACAAGAUGAUGCAAAAACUCGGCAACUUGCAACCAAUAUGGAAAUGGAAACGUGUCAAAAUGCUGCAACUCGGAAUCAAUAUAUUACAGCAAUGGAGCAUGCAAUUCAUAAACUUAUGGAGUUUGAACUCGAACAAACAAACGAUACUCAAGGCUUUGAAUCAAUUCAAUCUCAUACUUUUGAGUACGUUCAAGCACUUGCGAAGGCACAAGAACAAAAUACUUUGAAUGCAUGUGAUCACUCUGGUGGUUUUUCGACUCCUCGUUCAACCACAUCAUUUCAAUCGUUAAUGGGUCAGCAGUUUUCUAACACUGAAUCGCAUCAAGGAAAUCAAUUAAAUGGUUUCAAACAAAUGGAUAAUAUACCACAUUCAAGUCUCGACACGUCAUUUUAUCCACCACCUUGGAAUGUUUCAUUCUCAAAUGAAUUACAUAACAGAAUAGAAGAAACAACUUGUCGAAAUAUGAUGGAAACACGUCAAGAUCCUCAUUUACAACAAUCAAAACCAAAUCAAUCGCGUGUAACAACGUUUCAAGAUUUUUCAGCACAGAUUCAACAUUUAGACAAGUCGAUUUUAAUUGAAUUGUUAUGGAAUCAAAGAAAUGCAUUAGCACGAUGGCAACAUCAAGCAAAACAACUUGAAUUUCAACUACAAAAUGUUACAAACAAUUUCGAAACCACUUCAUUUACUUCACCUAUGGGAAAAUUUGUGAAUCCUCACGUUUCAGCUGAAGCUGAGGUACAUCGAAGUCGAGAUCGUCAUACUUUACGAAUGGCUCAACAACAGAGAAUGACGACGUAUUCGUAUGGACAUUCGUGGAUAUCAAAUGCAAGUGACAAGUGGGAGAAAAAUGCACAAACAUAUUGGGAACGCGUUCGAGCAUUAAAAGUUGCAUCGAAUGAGAAACUUCGCACAGCAUUACGGGCAUUGGCACACCAUACAGCACCCCCAAAUUCGAUUUACAGUAUCAAAGCUCAGUCAAUGAUGCAGAAUAUUGUAUUAGUCUUGAAUAUUUUAAACGAGCAACCGAGUUCAGUGCAGCCACGAAAGUUUGACGUAUUAGACUCAAUUGAGCGAUUUAUGCAAAUGUCAGUGAAUCCAAUUGUUCAAAAGGUGCAAUCAAGUGUAGAGUCGCGAGGUUCAGUCGCAUCUCAUACUUCAAAAGGAGAUUCUCGCGAUAGUAAAACAGAGAAAGAGUUUAAUUCUCGAUACAGUGAAGAAAUUACGUCGCAAGAAAUGGAAUCAAAGGACAUUUUGACGUCAGGAAUGAAUUCUUCAAAUGACUUAAUGAAUGAAUUUAAUGAGUCGUCGAAUGUAUUGAAAGGAGAUCAAAUGAUGACAAGAUUGAAAAGUCCAGUUGAUGAAGUUCGAAGUGCGAGCUUGAGUUCCGAGAUGAAACCACGUGAAAGUUCUAAUAAGAGAAUGGAAGAGAAUGUUGAUGAGACAUUGAAUGAAUUCUCGGAAUUAGCCGAUAUUAAUUUUGAAGAUCCCAACAUUCUUGAAAAAGAAUAUCAUUCGUUUCAUGUGAAAUGCGAGAAGGACGAAAUGUGA